Molecule: messenger RNA, 1893 nt
Organism: Tetrahymena thermophila SB210
Lineage: Eukaryota; Ciliophora; Oligohymenophorea; Hymenostomatida; Tetrahymenidae
Product: tetratricopeptide repeat protein
Exons: 1
Biological process (GO): protein phosphorylation
Molecular function (GO): ATP binding; protein kinase activity; protein binding
Source: RefSeq, a predicted model, not a curated record
AUUAAAGAUAAUUUGAUUUCAACUAAACAAUAUUAAAAAUUUGUUUGUAUUUAAAAUAAAUUAGAGGUUUUUAUAGAAAUGCAAUCGUCUCAUUAAGAUCAUUAGGAUAAAAAAUUGGUAUGGUUACAGAAAAUUGCAAAAUUACUACAAGAAUAGAAGAGUAUAGAAAUAAUCAAUUUAUAAGCAGGGGAAGGCUCUUAUGCAAAUGUUAUUUUAAUUAGAGAAUUCUUUAAUGAGUAUGCUUUGAAAAUUAUUCCUUUAGAUGAUGGUUUUGGGAAAGUGUGUCCAAUAAAGCUUAGAGAAGCUAAAGAAGAAGCUAAAAAAUUAUCAAAUUGCAAUCAUAUAAAUAUCAUAAGAUACCAUAAAGAGUUUUAAUUAGGGAAUUACUACUUUAUUUAGGUGGAAAAAUGCGAAAUGAGUCUUUAUGAUUGGAUCAAGUAGAAUUAAGACAAAAAAAUCUAAAGAUAAAUCUUUUUAAAAUUUGCUUUAUAGAUUUUAUAUGCAGUGGAAUACUUGCACUCCAGAGAGUUUGUUUUGAGAGAUUUAAGUUUAAAAAAUAUCCUCCUUGACUAGUUUUAGCAAAUUAAAUUAUGUGAUUUUGGUUUAGUUAAAGAUGCAAAUAUUAUUAAAGACUAAAAUUUUUAGAUUUCAUCAAUUAAAGGUGCUCCGCUCUAUUUUCCUCCAGAAAUAAUUAACAAAGAUAACAUAUCAAGCUGUUUGGAAUCAGUUGAUGGGAUUUAAUAUCAAGGAAGAGUUAUGUAAAAUAAACAAGGCGAUGUAUGGGCUUUUGGAAUAUGUUUGUAUCAGCUUGCAGGAGCUUCUUUUAAAGAUGUUGCAAGUCUUAGCUUUGGAAACGAACAAUAUAAGCACUAAAAACUUGUAGAUGAUGAUAUAAAUGGUGUUAUAAGUAAGAUUCUUGAUAAGUUUCAAUUUAAAAGACCAUCAGUGAAAGAACUAAUAGAAAUUUUUGAGAAUCUUAGCUAAAACCUAAAUAAUUCGAUUUAAGAUUAAUUACAAAGUCUUAGCCUUGAAGACUAAUUCUCUAAUCUAAAUAUAUAGACAUAACCAAUAUAAAGGAACAACAAUUAAAAUAUUUCAUAAACAAAUAAUUAAAUUUAGCUUGGACAUAAUAGUAACAGCAGCGUUUUAGGUUUCUCUAAAAAAGAAAACCUAGACAUGGCUGUAAUUGAAUGUUAUAAAAAUUCUAUAAAAAUAAACCCAAAAAAUGAAUAAGCCCUAUAUUAAUUGGGAGUUGAGUACAAUAAAUUGUAAGAAUACCAGCUAGCAACUUAAUGUUUUCUUUAAUUAAUUUAAAUAAAUCCAUAGAAUUAUGAUGCACAUGUUUAAAUAACACAUGCAUACAAUAGAAUGAAAUUAUAUACAGAAGCUUAUAACUUAGGUAUGGUAGCCAUCUAAUUAAAUCCUUAAAACUACAUUGGAUAUUAUGAAUUGGCUUAUACUUUUUACUUUUAAUAAAUGUAUAACGAAUCAAUUGAAUGUCUCUAAUAAGCUAUUAUGUACAACUAAUAAUCUGAAGAAUUAUAUUACUAUGUAGGAUUUGCCUUAAUUUAGUUAUAAAAAUAUGAUGAAAGUAUUGAAUAUUUAAUAAAAGCGUUAGAAUUAAACCCAAAUUAUGACUAAGCCUAUUAACAGUUGGCUUAUAUAUUUAAUAUUAAGCAAAAAUAUGAUUAAGCUAUUUAAUUUUCCUAAAAAGCAAUUGAAAUAAAUCCAAAUAAUGACUCCGUUUACUAUCAGUUGGGAUGGGCUUAUGAAAAAAGCUAUUUAACUCCUCUUGCAAUCGAUUCUUAUAAAAAAUCUUUACAAAUAAAUCCUAAUAAUAAAGAUUCUGCAGAAUAAUUAAAUCAACUAUAAUUCUUUCAAAUAAAAUUUUGA